This is a messenger RNA of Neoarthrinium moseri, 3132 nucleotides long. RefSeq lists its product as uncharacterized. The record is from RefSeq and is a predicted model, not a curated record. NCBI's taxonomy places the organism in Eukaryota, Fungi, Ascomycota, Sordariomycetes, Amphisphaeriales, Apiosporaceae. The transcript has a single exon. Gene Ontology annotation, cellular component: Golgi membrane; cytoplasm; Golgi stack. Gene Ontology annotation, biological process: vesicle fusion with Golgi apparatus; transcytosis; intracellular protein transport. The coding region runs from base 1 to 3132 and encodes 1043 amino acids.
AUGGCAACUGCUCCUCCUCAGCAGUCCGCAGGCCGGGCCAUCACCGUCCUCAGCGGCCGCUUGAACACGGCCACCCUGCUCCAGGACCGCCGCGCCGCCGUCCUGAGUCUGCGAGGCCUUGCGAAAGACUAUCCCGCAUCAGUCGCUUCCGAGUGUCUCAAGAACCUGAUCACCAGCCUGUCCAACGAUGGCGAGGACGUCGACACCGUCCAGGCCGUCCUGCAGACCAUCCUGAACUUCCUGCAGCCCAAUCAGAACAGCCUCGAGGCCCCGGAAGCCGCCGAAGACAUCACGCUAUGGGUUGCCGACGAGUUCGCCUUGCGGCCCGAGAACAUGGCCCUGCUGCUGAGCUUCUUGGAGCAGGAGGAUUUGUUCUCCCGCCUCUACACCCUGCAGCUCCUGCACAUGAUACUGUCAGUGCGGACCGCCAGGACCGAGGAGGCCAUACUUGCCGCUCCUCUGGGCCUGCACAGACUCGUGGCCGUGCUCGGCGACAAGCGCGAUGUGGUUCGGAACGAGGGCAUCGCGCUGUUGACAGCUCUCACCCAGGACUCAUCCGAGUUGCAAAAGAUCGCUGUCUUCAACGAUGCCUUCGAUUGGAUCUUCUCCAUCAUAUUCGGCGAGGGAGGACUGUCCGAUGGCGAUAGAGUCAUCGAAGACUGCCUCAUCCUACUGGGCAACCUUUUGCGGAACAACGACCCCAACGCCAUAACAUUCCGGGAAGCCGGGUGUGUUCCACACCUGGCCAAGCUACUCAAGAGUGCUCACGGGCUCGGAAACGAGACCGAAGAGCUCGCUACCUGGGCCCUGGAGCAACAAGAGAGGAACACGUAUGCUCUGCUCGCCAUCACGCGCCUCUUCCUACGUUCCGCCUCUCAACGCCAACUGAACCAGCAAGCAUUCUAUGCGUCUGACGGUCUGUAUCACGCCUUGCAGCUAGCGUUCAGCCAGGCUGCCGAUACAUCAAUACGGGCACAAGCUCUCAUAACCUGUGCUGACACCAUUGCGGACAACCCUCGGCUCCAGGAGAGGUUUCCCCAGCUGCAGGUGCCUUCCGUAACUGUUACCAACACAGAUGUGUCAAACGGAAAGCUAAGUGGCAAGUCGGUCACGCUCGUUUAUGUUAUUGAUGCGCUGCUCGAGUUUGCUCUCAACGUCCAGUCUCCUGCCAUGUUCCCUCUCCGCAUGGCUGCCUGUCAGUGCUUGAAGGCUUACUUCAACCAUCACGAUGAGAUCAGGCGGCACUUUGUGCAACAAGCCGUUGAGGGAUAUAGGCUUGGGAAUCCCGCAACCGACAAUGUGCUGGCUAUUCUAGCGGAAGACUGGUUUGACCCAGACUCGGAAGCAAGCAGCGAUCCAUACCACUACUGGUUUGCUGCUGUACUCCUGCUGAAUCUCAUGGGAGAAUCGUGGAACUCCGAUAUCCUUGAAAGUGCUGCGACCAACGGGGACAGCCGUGGUGCCAAAUCAUCACCUCCCAGGAUACGCAGCAUCAUGAUGAAUUGGCGUCAGACCUUGGGUCUCUCAAACAACCGUCCAGCGCUCGGGUACUCGAUGCUGAUCACGACGUGGCUCUUCAAGAACCAAGUUGGAAUAAAUAUGUUUCUCGAAGAGCCGGAGAAUCUGGACAGUCUGAUUGCAGCCGUCCUCUCGGGUGACCAGGGCGAUAUCCUAGUCCAAGGUGUUUGUGCUGUGAUGCUAGGCAUUAUAUACGAUUUCUCCACGCAAGAAUCACCAGUCACGCGACAUGAGCUUUACCAAAUCAUACAAGCCAAAGUGACCCCCAAGCGGUUCUUAGACGCGGUUUGGUCGCUGCGAUCUCACCCAUCCAUCAGAGACUUUGACGAUACUCCCCACAAAGCAGGUGAUGCAGGGGAACUUCCGCAAGUGUACUUUGAUGAGCUCUACGUUGCCUUCUUCCAGACGUACGGCGACAUGGUAAAUGUCGCUAUCGAUAGGGGUCCAGACUCAGAAGUGGAGAUUACCGAGAGUGGGGAGAUUAUAUAUGUGAAUCGCCCCUUGGUUGAGGCUCUACGCAAGACCAUCGACGAGAAGCACUCUCAAUGGCAGGAUGCAGAAUCCAGAUGGGGCUCGAUCAAGCAGCAGCUUGAGUCGGAACGAGCCGAGCAUCAGCGCCAUGCAGCAGAACUAGGUAGGAUUAGCGGAGUCAAUGAUGCUCUCCAGCGGCACCAUGAGGAUGAGGUCAAGUCUUUACAGCGUAAACAGGAAGAGGAGAUACGGUCCCUGCAACGACAGAUUGAGGAUGCCGCACGUCAAAAUAAAGAUUUGACAAAGAAUCUGGAGAAUCGCAGGAAAGAUAUCGAUGAGCUCCAGCGAAAGUACGAGGAGAGCACCCGAGGACUGCAGCGAAAAGACGAUGAGAUCAAGUCGACCAGGGCAGCAAAUCAAAAGCAAAUCGAAUCCAUGCGUCAGGAAGCCCAGAAAACUGCCGAGGCUGCUCAUGCGGAGGCGGCCGAAAAAGCGGCUGAGAUACAGAGACAACUCGACUACCUGAAGAAGUCAUCGGAAGCCGAAGCAAAACGGAUCCAGAGACGCACGGAAGCAGAAGUAGCGGAUCUACGUGCAACAAUUAGCCGCCAAGAAGUCGAAAUCAUGAAAACUAGCAAGGCGCAUUCGCAAGAGCUUCAGUCUGCAACGCAAGAGCUUCAGACUACAAAGCAAGAACUCCAGACUGUAAAGCAAGAACUCCAGACGGCCAAGCAAGAGCUCAAGACUGCAAAGCAAGAACUCCAGACGGCCAAGCAGGAAUCUACGACCAAAGACAAGAAGAUCAAGGAAGUCGAACAGAAGCUUCGCCAGCUACAAGACAAGCUUGAUGAGGCUCAAAAAGCAGGCAAACAGUCUCGGCAACAGCAGGACAAGAAGGCUGAGGACAAGAUUCGGGAAUUAGAAUCCAAGCUCAAAGAUGCCGAGAAGCGCAAGGCGCAGAAUGAAGACCAGGUCUCGAAACUGACAUCUCAACUCAAAGAGAAGGACACAGAAAAGGCAGCUACGCAGACGGAAUUGGACGAUCUACUCAUGGUCUUCGGAGACCUCGAAGAGAAGGCUGAGAAGUACAAAGUAAGUUUUAUUCACCGACUCACUGCCGGGUAUCUCUUCCAGAUAUGCUAA